Molecule: messenger RNA, 2712 nt
Organism: Talaromyces rugulosus
Lineage: Eukaryota; Fungi; Ascomycota; Eurotiomycetes; Eurotiales; Trichocomaceae
Exons: 5
Coding region: 1-2712 (903 amino acids)
Source: RefSeq, a predicted model, not a curated record
AUGUCUUUUCUCGAUCCAAGACAGCCCGUGACUCCGGGCCCUUCCUCUUCUCCUUUGCAAUCUCCCUUUCUCCAACGGACUCGCGGAGUUUCUCCCACGAGGCGCACUUCCUCUAGGAGACUAUCUUCUCGCACAAGCGACCGUGUUCCCACCCUUCCACGGUCGUCAUCAAGGAAAAUUUCGCGAAGUAAUCCUCCACAUGUCAAUAACGAUAUUGCGAAGUCGCAAAUCUCAAAUAUGAAUUCACGUCCUCAAACUCCCACUCGACGAGAUUCUGGUAGCACAGACACUGGAAUCACACUAGUCAACCCUACAUCCGCCAUCCUUCAAGGUUUGAUCAAAGAGCAGCGGGCGAGCCGCGGAUCUCGAAAGGUUGCCUCCGAUAUGACUGACAGCGUUGUCCACACCACCCCUCCCUCGCAGUCGCAUGAAGACUCACCUUCCGAAAAACAACGGCGACUUGGCAACGCCUUGUCGGCCGGGAUCAGACAACCGCGGGAUAUGGGAAUCCGCGAAAUGGACCAGUAUGUGUCCAGGAUAAACAAACUAAACUUUGACCUGAAACUCGACAUAUUUCACCGUACUCAACAAAUGGGGGUCCUGGAGAAGAAACUGCAGCGCAUGCAAUCAAUGGAACAGGAGCUGGAAAGAAUGCAUGACAUUGAGGAUGAGCUGGACGAACUUAGAGAGGUCGAACAAACCAACGAUCGACUGCGCGAGGCUAACGAGCAAUUGCAAUCCGAACUCGACAAAAGAGACCAAGCCAUUAGUGAGGCUGUCGACAUGAUCUGUCAGUUGGAAUCCAAGGUGGACGAGUUACAAGCCGGUCGUUCCCUCCCACCUUCAUUGACUGCGACACCCCAGUUGAGGAACGGAUUGGGUCUGUCCACGCCAGAACUCACAGAGGCAAGUACUCCAAAAGCAGAACUGCUAGUUGAUAUACCGGAUCGCACAUCGUCGCGAAGAGGAACCCGUCGCCGAGCACGAAAAAUGCCAUCUUUCCUACAUGACGCGAACAAGAGUAAUGCCGCCCUCCGAAGCUUAUAUUUGACCGAUGAAAACAAAUCCACAAGAUCCGUCAGUGCAUCAACUAUGACCACCACGGCUGACUCGACCGCGGAGCCACCAUCUCCCAGGUUGAGCAUCCUCAGCGAAUGCAGUUACUUCAACCCGCAAGACCUUCAGCCAAAUAAUAGCGAACGGAUUUCGUCCGAGCAAUUGAACCCAUUGGGUGUUGCUGCUGAAGAUAAUUCUAGCAUGUUGUUAGACAUUAGCCAUUCUAACGACCAACGUGCCAGUGAUGUCGCCGACUGGGUUCAACCCCAAGCGGCCUCAAGCGGUUCUCUUCGUCGUAGUAGAACCCGUGCCCUCUCCGACGUUUCCAGGAGCACACAAGUACCACACGCCACUCUGGGAGAUCCAUUCCAGCCUGGGCAUCUUUCCAAAUCCUUCCAUGCUGAAAGCCCCAUACACCUUUUCGGGGGAAGACUACCACCCACUCCAGACACGAUGAGCACAUUCCGUUUUGGAGGCGGGAGCGGAUCGAACGCCAGUUUUUCCAUGGAAAAACCAGGGACUAACCAUGCAAUGCCGGGUACGCCAUCCUCGAUCCACCUGCGUCUAGGUCGACCACGUUCGGCUGGCGAGAUGGCCACCCGGCCUGGUACUGGGGUCAGCGGCGUUUCGGAUGGAAUCGAUACCACCAUGAGUGUCGACACGCAGCAGGAACUAGCGGGAGGAAGUCAUCAUAAUGCAUCCGGUCUAUUCCAUUCGUUCAAUCACUACGGCAGAGGCUCUUACAAAGCUACUCGACUGCUGGGACCCGGCAGCCCGAGCAACCCGAGGUUGAGCUGCUACGGUGGCGAUCUCCUAUUCAACGGAGAGGGUGUCGAAGAUAUCGUUUCAGUAGCGCAUGAGGACCAUUUUCCGGCUGAAUUGGCGGCGUCCCCGCCAUUAUCUCCACAGGAAUGGCUUGAAGCGGCAAAGACGGAGGACCCAUUGGAGAAGGCAGCCCCCGAGCGAGAAUCAAAUGCAACAAAACACAUUGCUGAAUCUUACGAACUGGAUCAAACUGACUUGGCUGAUGCCAACGAUGCCAAUACCGAGGACCCUCCUCUUCCCCGAAACACCCCGCUUCGUCUUCGAGCUUGGGCUGACGACGCCCAAACUGUUGCUGAAGCCCAACCGCGUAGGCGUUUAUCGCUUCGUCCUAAAUUUCUCAGUCGAAAUCGUCAGGCAGAGCCGCGAUCUGACCCAGUCGCCCUUAAUCCAGAAUCAUCGCCAGUUCCACCUAAAACAACCCUUUUGACAAUUCCCAAACACAGACGAGCUGGUUCGGGACCAGUAUCCGUACCUGAAGAUUUGUCAAGACUGGGAACCCCAGAGGUGUCUCGAACAAACCCUCGUCCUCUACCAAAGUCUCUUGCAGAACUACGACCAAGCACAGCUUCACGACCAGCAACAUCCGACAGCUCAGAGCAGCGGCGGAAAGGGUCUUCCUUUUUGGGUUGGAUGAAAGGUUCAUCCAACAAGGAAUCUGAAUUACCUGCCGGAAAUAUGUUGCUUCCACGCAGUGCGACCGAGAGACCAAAGUCGACGGUUAGCGCGGAUAGUCGUGCCCUCGAUGUUUGUAUGGCCUAUGGCGAUGCAUCCAACAAGGUAGAUGAUGAGCCUGGCUGGCGAGCUCGAAGACGCUCUCGGAGGCUGGCAUGA